CGAGUUCCUUCCUUGACCAAGAAGAUUCUUCCUCCAAACAAGACAAAUGGUUUCCUUAACUAAAAUUUAGAAAUAUUAUGUGUACGAUAUCAUAUUAGAUAUUUGUGUGCCCUUUUCUCUUUUUUAUUAACUUUUCUCACUCGUAACAUGAGACUCGGGAGAAACCCAAUCUUAGUCUAAAACCCUUCAUUUCUUCUUACUACCUAUGAAAAAAGUGCACUGCAAGUGGUGGCCAAAAAGAAAGUCAAAGAAAUGGAUAUCAUGGGAGGCAUUACAUGAUAAUCAACCACCCCAAUACUGUGUUUCAGCUAUCUAUAUUAUUAUAUAAGCAGCUACUAUAAUCUCUUUCAUAAAAAGUCUCAAAUCCUAGCUAAGUACGGUUUACAAAACAUGCAAGACGCCAUAGCUAACUAUAUCUCAGUUUUUCUUCUCUUUACACUUUCCACUGCCAUUAAUCAAACACCAAACACUCCUACAGAUUAUCUUUUCCUUGAUUGUGGCUCAUCAUCAUCAUCAUCAUCAUCUUCUAAUAAUCACCAAACUGAUACUCAAGGCCGUCUCUGGGCAAGCGACUCAGACUCAAAACACUAUUAUUACUCUUCAUCACCACCAAACAUAGAAGACGUAUCAUCAAAAUCCAUUGCCAAAGAACAAGACUCUUCUGUUCCCCAAGUCCCUUACAAGACAGCUCGAAUCUUUCUCUCCAAAUUCACCUACUCAUUUCUCUUAACCCCAGGACCAAAGUUUCUCCGUCUUUACUUCUAUUCAGCCACCUACUCCAAUAACCUCAAUAAAUCCGAUUCAUUCUUCUCUGUCACAGCCAAUAACUUCGUUCUUCUAAACAAUUUCAGCGUUUACCUCACUGCUUAUUCAGCUAUCAAGAAUCCACAAGCUCAACCCUAUUUCUCAAAAGAAUUCAUUAUCAACAACAAUCAAAAGUUAAUCAACAUAACCUUCAAUCCAUCUCCAAACUCUUACGCUUUCAUUAAUGGCAUUGAAAUCGUUUCCAUACCAGAAAAUCUCUACAUAAGCAACGAUGAUGAUAAACCUAAAAUCUUCGUAAAUAACCCUUCAAACCCUUUCUUUUCUGUUACAAACAACACUGUUCUUGAAAACGUUUACAGGUUAAACGUAGGGGGUCCAGAUGUACUCAGCAUAAACGACACCGUUUCAAUGUUUCGAAAUUGGAAACAAGACUUGAGUUACAUACACAGUUACAAUGUUGGUACAGUUCCUUAUCUUCCUAAUGUGAAGAUCCACUACAGCGAGGAUACACCGGCUUACACUGCACCUGAGAUUGUUUACACCACCUUCCGGCAAAUGGAUCCAAUAAGUUAUAACAACACCAAGUACAAUCUCACUUGGUAUUUCCCAUUGGAUUCGGCCUUUUACUAUCUCGUUAGGCUUCACUUCUGCUCCAUUCUUAACGAGAUAACUCGAGAGAACCAAAUAGUGUUUAAUAUUUAUAUGAACAGAAUGAUUGCUCACACACAAAUGGAUGUUAUACAUUUCACCGGUGGUUCAAAAAUCCCCAAAUACAUAGAUUAUAUCAUAUAUAUCGAAAAAGAUUCUGAUUCUUUACUCCUCGAGUUGCAACCUUCUUUCGAGAUAAAUCCAGAGAAUUACAACGCCAUGCUCAACGGUGCCGAGAUAUUUAAACUGAAUCGAUCUGACGGUAGUCUUGCUGGGCCCAACCCUGCCGGCCCGGCCCAAAAUCACAAACCAAUGCUUAGCCCAAUACUAAGGAAUAGCGAAAAGAAGGUGUUGUUAGAUUUCAAAGCUAUUACAGUUUCGGGAAUCGUGCUUGGUUUGUUAUUCUGUUUACUUUCAGUAAAAUUCUUCUUUAUAAUCCGCCGGAGAAGGACAUCGCUGAAAGCCUCAUCGGGGAUAACGAAAGCUUCUUCACUACCCUCAGAUUUGUGUCGUCAUUUCACUAUUAAGGAGAUCAGAGAAGCCACAGGCAACUUCGACGAGCGACGCGUCAUAGGCUUCGGAGGCUUUGGUAACGUGUACAAGGGAGAUAUAGACGGCGUUAUCGUCGCCGUUAAGAGACUGAACCCUUCUUCCAAGCAAGGAGCUAAAGAGUUCUUUACCGAGAUAGAUAUGCUUUCAAAGUUGAGACACGUGCAUCUCGUGUCUCUCCUCGGUUACUGUGACGAUAACGGCGAGAUGGUUCUCGUGUACGAGUACAUGUCACGUGGCACCCUCCGUGAUCACCUUUACAAGACUGAUAACCCUCCUCUUACGUGGAAAAGAAGACUCGAGAUUUGUAUUGGUGCAGCUAAAGGGUUGCAUUAUCUUCAUACUGGUGCGAAACACAUGAUUAUUCACCGUGACGUUAAGUCAACUAACAUAUUAUUGGACGAGAAAUGGGUGGCUAAGGUUUCGGAUUUCGGGUUAUCCAGGACGGGUCCGAUUUCGGCGUCGGUUACACACGUCAGCACUGCAGUCAAGGGUAGUUUCGGGUAUAUGGAUCCAGAGUACUACAGGAGGCAACAGUUGACUGAGAAAUCUGACGUGUACUCUUUCGGAGUGGUGUUGUUUGAGAUUUUAUGUGCUAGGCCAGCUCUGGGCCGUAAUUUGCCGAAAGAGGAAGUGGGCCUAGCGAAUUGGGCCCAAAAAUGUUGCCGAAAUGGAAGGGUUGAAGAGAUAAUUGACCCGAAUUUGAUUGGCGAGAUGGUUUCGGCGGUGUGUUUAAAGAAGUUCGUGGAGAUAGGGCUAAGCUGCUUGGAAGAUGACGGGGGUGAACGGCCGUCAAUGCAUGAUGUGGUGGGAGGGCUUGAAUUCGCCUUGGAGCUUCAAGUGAAUGCUGAGGAAACCAUUAAUGUUUGUGGAUUAGAGACGGCGGCGAUUAGUACGGCGUUUGGUGAAGGAAGUGACGACUCGUUUUCUUUGAAUUUUAGUCAUACGACAAAAUUGUUUAGUAGUAGUAAUGGGAGGAGUAGUGGUAGGGAGAGGUCUGAUGAUUCAGAUCAGUAUUAUACAUAGAUAGAUAGAUGCAUGUGUUCGUAGAAACUUGGAAUCUGUCCAAAACUUUGAAUGUAAAUACUAAAUAAAUAGUCUUCUCUAAUUUUUAAAUAUGAAAAUGAUCUGCCUUAGUAGAAAA
Molecule: messenger RNA, 3106 nt
Organism: Cannabis sativa
Lineage: Eukaryota; Viridiplantae; Streptophyta; Magnoliopsida; Rosales; Cannabaceae
Product: receptor-like protein kinase FERONIA
Exons: 1
Coding region: 391-2988 (865 amino acids)
Biological process (GO): protein phosphorylation
Molecular function (GO): protein kinase activity; ATP binding
Source: RefSeq, a predicted model, not a curated record